This is a messenger RNA of Tachysurus vachellii, 1150 nucleotides long. RefSeq lists its product as uncharacterized. Bases 223 to 1044 code for a protein of 273 amino acids. The record is from RefSeq and is a predicted model, not a curated record. The transcript is spliced from 7 exons. Lineage: Eukaryota; Metazoa; Chordata; Actinopteri; Siluriformes; Bagridae.
AUGCCUUAAAUCUGGAGAUUCCUAACUUACAGUAUAUAUAAGAGUGAGGAUUUCUGCAGUUGACAGCAAGUUUCAGCUGAGAGAGCAGCUAAUCUCUUACCAUACUGAUCAGGAAUACACUGAGUAAAAGCAGAUUUGCUUUGAGGAACAGAAAGAAAGCAAGACGUCUACUGAGACAAGUGUCAACCCCUGAACAACACAACUUCUCUAACAUCAUCAGUCAUGGGAUUUGAUAGAGCAGAAGUUAAGUUUCUGUAUGAGAAUCAGGGUUAUGUGACCAGCAUUCCUAUCCUCAGUCCUGAGCAGCUGCAACAAGCCAGAGAUGCCUUCACUGAGCUAGAGGGAAAGUUUGGUGAGGAUUACACUUCCUACAGCCUGCACAAUGUGCAUAUGACGUACAGCUGGGUAAUGGAUCUAGUUAAACACCCUAGAGUUCUUGAGGUAAUAACUGCAGUCCUGGGUCCUGAUGUUCUCCUGCUGGACUCACGCUUCAUCUGCAAAUACCCAGUCUCAAAACAAAGCAAAACCCAAGGGAGCAAUGAGAUCAUUUCACACAGCUCUGAACAAGAAAGUGAAUCCAUUCUUCCAUACGUGGCCUGGCAUCAGGACAUGAAGUAUUGGGGACUUGAUGGAGGACCAGUUGUCUCAGUCUGGCUUGCUUUGGAUGACUCUCAGGUAGAAAACGGUGCCCUACAGGUUAUUCCAGGAAGUCACUGCUCUGGCCUUUUGCCUCAUCGCCAAGCAAAGCUCUCAGGCAACAUGCUGAGUGUCAAUCAAGAAAUCCCAGAGGAGCUGGUUGAGAAAAAGAAGGCCUUGUUCUGCCCCCUUCUUGCGGGGCAAAUGUCUAUUCACGAUGGACUCCUGGUUCAUGGCAGUGAUCCCAACACAUCAGGAAAGAGGCGUUGUGGCUUUGUUAUCCGCUAUGUUCCUACUGCAGCUUAUCCAGUUCAGGAUCCUGAACGCCCAAGGCGCUUCCAUGCCACAGUCGUGGUUAGUGGUCAUGACAAGUACAACCAUUUCUCAAGCCAAAAACCUGAACUGUGAUUUAACUGUGAAUGAAAUGUCUUGACUGGGUGUAACAUGCAACUGUCUGUACUGUAUAUCUGACACCUGAAAUAAUUUAAAACUCUCUCCAUAAUCAUUAUUUUAU